This is a messenger RNA of Necator americanus (New World hookworm), 996 nucleotides long. RefSeq lists its product as uncharacterized. Bases 1 to 996 code for a protein of 331 amino acids. The transcript has a single exon. The record is from RefSeq and is a predicted model, not a curated record. Lineage: Eukaryota; Metazoa; Nematoda; Chromadorea; Rhabditida; Ancylostomatidae.
AUGAAUCAACGAACAACUGCUGCAGUUCGAGCACCAGCCGGAUGUACAACACCGUUUGAAGUGGUAACUGGAGUAAGACAAGGGGCAGUGGCAGGACCUUUCCUGUUCAAUUUCGCAAUCGACGACAUUAUGCGAAGAACAGUGGAUCAGUGUCCUGCCGAAAUUGUCUUAGCACCAUCUGGGUGCCCCUUGACUGACCUCGAGUACGCCGACGAUGUUGUUGUAUUCGCGGAAAGCAGUACGAAACUUCAGCAUGUUGUCAACCUUGUAUCGAAGCUGGCUGCAGCCUAUGGACCACGCCUACGCCCUGAUAAAUGCAAGCAGAUGUGGAUCUCUUCGAGACCACGAACGGGAAUCAGGGUGGAAGGACAACCGAUAGAACUCGUCGAUGAGUUCUGUUACCUAGGCUGUACGCUGAAGAACAAUGGCAGCUACGAGAGAGAUGUUCAGCAAAGAUGCGCUAAGGCCACUUCUGCAUUUAACUCCUUAACGAAAUGCCUGUGGUUGACCCCCAUCACCAACGAAGUCAAGCUGCGAGUCUACCUAUCCGCAAUUCGCCCCAUCAUGGAGUACGGAUCGGAGACUUGGGCAGCACCAUCAACGGUUAUGGAGAGGCUUGACUGCACGGAACGAAAGCUGCUUAGACGGCUACUUGGCUACUUUUGGCCUAGGGUAUGUCACAAUGAAGAUCUUUACGCAGAAAUUGAUGUGGUAUACCGGCGGAUGACACGUGGAAAACAUCAACAUCUUGUACCGCCAUCGAAAGUGGCUAAAGUAAAUCGUCUUCGCUUCUUUGGUCAUAUAUUAAGGAGACUGGCAGAUCGCCUUGUUCAACGAGUUUUGAGGGGUUCGUCGGGUUCGAGCUGGAAGAAGCCACCUGGCCGAAAACGGAAGUUCUGGACUGAGGCGGUGAAAGAGGACCUGAGGACACUCGGCGUGAAGAGGCAGUUCAGGCGAGACGUAAGGUUUCGCAGAACAUGGAAUAGCGACGAAUGA